AUGGGUGAUGGUCGUGAGGGCGAGCGACAACCGCUCUUAAAAAAUGAAAACGUCAAUUAUAGUUCACGUACCAGUGAUGCCAUUGAUGGUACAGAAUCAAAUGUCAACACAGUUUCACCAAUUGGUCCUGAUGAGGUGCCACCACCCUAUCAAUCUGCGAACCAAAGCGGCAUGCCGAUGGUCACCUGCAGAGUGUGCCAGGCAAUGAUUGAUAUUUCCGGAAAAAAAGAUCAACAUGUUGUCAAGUGUAACCAGUGUAAUGAAGCUACGCCAAUAAGAAACGCUCCACCGGGUAAAAAAUACGUCCGAUGUCCUUGCAAUUGUUUAUUAAUAUGCAAGAGUUCAUCACAACGUAUUGCUUGUCCCAGACCAAAUUGCAAACGCAUCAUAAACCUUGCGCCUAGUCCGGUUACUCCACCGGUGCUAUCGAUGCCUGGGAUGUGUCGAGUAUGCUGUGCACAUUGUCAUGAUACAUUUUUGUUUAAUACUCUCAAUAAUGCAUUGGCGCGAUGUCCACAUUGUCGCAAAGUGUCUUCCGUUGGACCAGAUUUCGCUAGAGGACGUGGAAUAAUGUUUAUAACAAUUGGAAUUAUAGCUCUUAUUAUUGGUAUUUCUGUAACAGCCGGAACGUACAGUCUUGUCCGUGAUAACGGUGGAAUUUACGUUGUAUACAUUGGUGCAUUUUUAAUUGCGCUCAUCUGUCUAGCACGAAGUGUUUACUACUGUACACUAAAGAACAGUCUGAUUGAGGGUCCAUUGUAG
Molecule: messenger RNA, 762 nt
Organism: Cotesia congregata
Lineage: Eukaryota; Metazoa; Arthropoda; Insecta; Hymenoptera; Braconidae
Source: the annotation of a GenBank genome assembly